CUUGACGUCAUGUCCUGAAUCUAAAUUUUACGCCAUAUUGAAUAGGAAUCAGGGCACUGGCUUCCGAUUCCAAUGUCAUCGGAAGCUAAGAACCUUGAAUUUGAUUAGAAAUUACUAAAUUUGCGAAGUAUAUAUACUAAAGUUCAUUUGAGGGUGUAUAUUUUUGUGCCGCAAUGGCUGGCAAUGGAGCGGAUAUACAGUGGUGUUUCUCUCAAGUGAAAGGUGCUAUUGAGACGGAAGAUAUUACUGAAGCUGAUAUAAUAUCUUGUGUGGAGUACAACAAUACAGGCGAUCUUCUGGCUACUGGUGACAAAGGGGGACGAGUAGUUAUAUUCCAGCGGGACAAAGCAGGAAAGGUAUCUGUACCACGUCGUGGGGAAUAUAAUGUAUACAGCACUUUCCAGAGUCAUGAGCCAGAAUUUGAUUACCUGAAAAGUUUAGAAAUAGAAGAGAAGAUCAAUAAAAUCAGAUGGUUGAAAAGAACAAACCCAGCAAACUUUUUACUCUCUACUAAUGAUAAAACUAUCAAGUUAUGGAAGGUUACAGAGAGGGACAAAAGACCAGAAGGAUUCAACCUGAAAGAUGAAACUGGCAUAAUGAGAGAUUCUACCUCUAUAACAUCACUAAGAGUCCCCAUCUUCAAGCCCAUGGAACUAAUGGUGGAGGCUAGUCCUCGUAGAAUAUUUGCUAAUGCUCAUACCUAUCACAUCAACUCUAUAUCAGUUAACAGUGACCAGGAAACUUAUUUGUCUGCUGAUGACCUUAGGAUUAACCUUUGGCACAUGGAGGUCACAGAUCAAAGCUUCAAUAUUGUUGAUAUCAAGCCUGCCAAUAUGGAGGAGUUGACAGAAGUGAUAACAGCAGCUGAGUUCCACCCCCUAGAAUGUAACUUAUUUGUAUAUAGUAGUAGUAAAGGAACAAUCAGGCUUUGUGAUAUGCGUCAACAAGCACUAUGUGAUAAGCAUGCCAAAUUAUUUGAGGAACCAGAAGACCCCACAAAUAGAAGUUUUUUCUCAGAGAUUAUAUCUAGUAUAUCUGAUGUUAAAUUUAGUCAUAAUGGUCGCUACAUGGUGACUAGAGACUAUUUGUCUGUUAAAGUAUGGGACCUGCAAAUGGAUACAAAGCCAAUAGAAACAUAUCAAGUUCAUGAAUAUUUACGAAGUAAAUUAUGUUCCUUAUAUGAAAAUGACUGUAUAUUUGACAAGUUUGAGUGUUCAUGGAGUGGUGAUGACAGGAACAUUAUGACUGGGUCAUACAACAAUUUCUUCAGAAUGUUUGACAGGGAGAGUAAGCGUGAUAAUACUUUAGAGGCCAGUAGAGAAAAUAUGAAACCUAGGACAAUUCUCAAACCAAGAAAAGUUUGUACGGGUGGAAAACGGAAAAAAGAAGAAAUUAGUGUCGAUUGUUUAGACUUCAAUAAGAAAAUUCUUCACACAGCUUGGCAUCCAAAUGAGAAUAUCUUAGCAGUAGCAGCCACAAAUAAUUUGUACAUUUUCCAAAGUAAAGAUUGAUGUGAAUAAGACGCAUAGUUAAAAUUUCAAAAGUGCUGAUACUACUUGAAGGACCAAGGUCCAUAAGUGCUACUGGACAUAAGUGCUAACAUCGAUGGUGAGAGUUCUUCCAUAGUCUACUUAAGAGUCAGUUGGUGUCACUCCAGAUAUUGACAGAUAAGCUGUAAAAUGAAUGGAUGUUUUGUAUUUUUUCAAACAAUUUUAUAAAUGAUAAUGUGAACAAUAGUCAUAUAUAUUGUAACAAGUUGGACCCCAAAUAUAUGUGAUUAUUUUCUUACAGCUGCUGGUCUGCUGUUCCUCAAAUAAUAUUUGCCAAAGAAUUGUAAAGUUGGUUGAGUUCUGUGACUGUGCAAUAGUAUUGUGUGUGUUCAGAUAAACUCAACUGUAAUGCUCAAGCCUAGUCAGUAAACAACUUAGGUUUAUACGUUGCUUAUUUAGAAUUUUCAUUUAUGAAAGCUUCCAGUAAGGUCCAACUUUGUUCCUCAAAUAAAUCUUACAUUAAAUUUCACCUUCAAAUAAUUCUGAAUAAGCUCUUCUGUCUCUUUAUAAUUGGAUUAUUCUAAAAAUAUAUUUAAAGUUAAGAUUCCGGAGAUUGAUGGCAGAAUUAGACGAAAUGGCAACUACUUGGUGCAGAUGAAACACAUAAUAUAUAAAAAAAAAAAAAAAAAAAGUUGGUGCAAGUAUGAGGGUGAAAAAUAUUUUUUAAACAGAUCAUUCAUUUCUCAUGUACGAUGUAGUUAGUAUUUAAUAUAAAACUACAGAUUUAGUGCUCUCAAUAUAUCAAUAAUAAUAGACCACUCUAAACAACAUCUAUAAUGUCUAACUGGUGUAUGUGAAUGGUUGUAAACCAACUACCUGGUUAAUUAAUUCUCCCAUUAAAGUUGGGAGACAUAUUGCAACUGUCAUCCCCAACCACUGCCGUUAGAAAAUAUUCAAUUGUCUUGGAAAAUGUGUGGGGUUUCUGCACGUAAACUAUAUAUUUUUUGUUAGACAUGGCAAGGUGAAUUGAAGGAUAUAUAUUGGGUCAUUCCUUGGCCUGGGGGUAUUUAUAUUUAGGGGGGUCUUGGGAGACUAUCUUUUAUCUUUUAAUCAUUACUUCAUUUUGUAUUUAUUUUCAAACUGACAAAACUUGCCAUUAACUAAAUAUUGAAUUCCUGGAAAAGCAUUUUAUGCCUUGUCAUAAGGUGGAAAAGUCUUGCAUGGUGUACUCCUUUUGUUGGUAUAUCUUCUGUGGCGAAGAACUGUCUUCUAACCCUGUGUAUCUUUAUUGUAUCUUCAUAAUUCUAUCGUUAUCAACAUCCUCGUUCUGCAUUCUGAUAGGUCAUCGUGAUCUACAAUGCAUUCCCCAAAAAAAUACAUUUAUGUUUGAAGUACUUUGUUGUAAUAACUACCCAUGAAAAACAAGUGUUUUAUUGACAAAUCAUUCUUUAGUACUAAAAAAAAAAGAUUUUUACAUAUCAUUUGUUACAUAAAGUAGUCUGUACUUUCUAAAUUAAAUGUCUAAAGUUUUACUGUCAGACUGUCUUGUCUUGCCUGUAAAAUACCAUGGGUUAUCUCCCUUAGAUUUCAGGUAUUUGUGAUUUAUUUAUAACAUUCCAGGAAUAGAAACAACAAAGUUAACUGUUAAAUGUCUACCCUAUAUUAGGCCUUGGUAUACAAUUCUGGGGUACCAUUAAAUUUUGAAAUGCUAAAUGUGCCACUAGGAUUGAUUAGGUUCCACUAAUUAUGUAUCUGAGAUUAACAAUAAUGAUCAUGUACCUGAUUGUGAGAGUAUUGUUAUAUUUAUGUGAACAAAUAUGUUUUUUGUUGAAAAGUAUUAUUUUUUAUGUCAAACAAUAAAAUUGCAAAAAAAAAAUUAAUAAAAAAUCUGAAGUAUA
Mytilus trossulus (common blue mussel) is the source of this 3388-nucleotide messenger RNA. RefSeq names its product serine/threonine-protein phosphatase 2A 55 kDa regulatory subunit B alpha isoform-like. The record is from RefSeq and is a predicted model, not a curated record. The coding region runs from base 174 to 1511 and encodes 445 amino acids. Gene Ontology annotation, molecular function: protein phosphatase regulator activity; protein binding. NCBI's taxonomy places the organism in Eukaryota, Metazoa, Mollusca, Bivalvia, Mytilida, Mytilidae. Gene Ontology annotation, cellular component: protein phosphatase type 2A complex; cytosol. The transcript is spliced from 8 exons.